Rubroshorea leprosula is the source of this 2134-nucleotide messenger RNA. NCBI's taxonomy places the organism in Eukaryota, Viridiplantae, Streptophyta, Magnoliopsida, Malvales, Dipterocarpaceae. The record is from the annotation of a GenBank genome assembly.
AGGUUUAGAUCUAAGAACCUGACUUCGUUCCCCCCUUACUCCGUGUAGUGAAAAAUAAUGAAACUGAAAAGAUGUCUUUUGAGGAAAUGGUGAACGUUGGGGGAAGUGAGGAAGUAAGGGCUUUAGAGUAUGGUGACAUUGAGAUGACCAAUGAGUCAUCUGACUCAGAGAGGACGGAGGAAGGGAUAGGAGGAAGUGAGAUGGCCGAGGUUAAAGGGGAAGGGGUCCCUGCAACUGUAUUAGAAGUAGGAGGUAGAAAUGAAAGGUGGUAUGAUUUUGAGGCAGAUAUCGUGUCUGAGGUUAGGAAGUAUGAGUCUGAACUCGGGACCAGGGAUAGCCUGGGUUAUUUGAUGGAGACUUACGAAAUUUCUUCCCGAGUUCUAAUUAGGCCUGCUGGGGUGGAGGAGAGGGCAUGCUUUGCACCCCGGGAUCAUUGGAUGCCUAUGUAUGCCCAUUAUUUAGCAGUGGGGCUUUGGUUUCCAAUUCCUGAACUGUUGGUGGGGUUAUUGUUAAACCAUAGCAUAGGGUUGAUACAACUAGCCCCCAAUGCUAUGAGGAUAAUAAUAGGGUUUUUAGUUUAUUGCCGAGCUAAGGAAGCUGAGAAAGCCAACCAGAAUAAGUACAGUUUGAAUAGUGAUGAGGAGGAAGAGGUGGGGAAGUUGGUGAGGGAAGAAGGUGACAUUGUAAAUAUCAUGUACCUCACCAGCUCAGAUGUCAUAGAGGCUGCUAAGCUCUAUGGGCCAAGCUCUUUGAGUGAAGCUAAGAUGGAUAAAUUUUUGGGUGCUAUUGGGGGGGUGGCCGUUUCCAAGAAGCCGAGCAAGAAGUCAAGGACUUCAACUAAUGAGCUCAAAAGGAAAGGGAGCAAGGAACCAAAGGCACUCCAGAAGAAAAAGAAGGUGGUGGAACAGGGGGUGAGAGGGGAUGAGGUAAUUGAAUUCGUACCUCGACCUCCUCCUAUUGAGCUCGAUCCUAAGCCUACGGAGACUGAGGUCGGGGGGGCUGAGGUUAGAACCCCUGGUAAAAGGAAAGGACUCAUUCCCCCUUUUUCCUUUCAGAGCAGCCUAUUUGACGUGAAGAACGCAACGGGGGCAAAAAGGUUUAUUAAUGCAACAUUCCCCGAAGUGGACAAGCGUCAGGCUAAGGAAGAGGUGCUAACGUAUGCAGGAGCGACAGUGGUUAAGCACGCUCUGGAAAGUGCAAGCUGGAUGAAUGCUCUAGCCCAAGAGUUUGUAAAGAGUGUGAAGGAGCGCACUAUCUUGCGGGGGCAGUGUGAGCAACUGCAAAAGGAGAAGGAUGAGCUGGAAAAGAAGAAUAAGGAGCUGCAGGAGAUGCUAGAUGAGAUGGUACCAGUAGUGAAGCAGCUUGAAGAUGAGAAAGAUUCACUGAGUACUAAGCUCGUUUUUGAAGAGAGAAAAAGAAAGACCUCUAAAAGCGAGCGUGAAGCUCAGGAGAAGGAGAUAAAAAAGAUGAAAGAGGCUAUGACCGAGCUAAAGAAGAAUGUGGAGCUGUUGGUACAUAAUGCGACGGAGGAGCACAUUGCAAAUUUCUUGAAGUCUGGUAUGUUUGACGAGAUAGUGAACCUGUAUCGGCUACCCACUGCAAUCCUGACCUUCACGGACUGCAGAAAGAAGGUGAAGUCGCAAUAUCUCGAAGUGGAUGUCACGAGUAUCACCUUUGAUGAACAAGAAGAAGGGGCGGAAGAGAAUGGCGAAAGCAUGUCAGUUGACUUUCGGUCGAAAGUUAAGCUGAGAUGGGAUCACGACACACAAGGUCGUACAAUAUUUCCUCCACACUUUGACUUCAAAUUCGUUGCAGUGGAAGAAGAGGUUGCAGAGGUAGAGGAAGAGGACCAGCCAGCUCAUCUAGAAGUGGGACAUCCAUCUCUCCCUGCUGAGGAAGAGCCACCUCAGCCACCUCUUCCUACUGAGGAGUAGCCACCUCCUUCACUGAAGUAGUUAAGGUGUCCAUUCCUUUCUUUAUGUUAAAAUUGGGACAAUUUGUAGUUUGAACCUUUUAUAAUAUUUAUUACUUAAUUUAAUGAAAUUUUUUUGAAAUUAUCUGUAAUGUUUGUUUUGUGUUUUGUUUGUUUUAUAUUAACAUAAGAACUGAGAUGAAGUAAAUCACUUCGAAUGUG